CCCCCCUACAGUGUCCUGCCAGCGAGGCAUGUGGAGGGCUGAGCACAGAUCCCGAGUGUCUGGGCUGGAUUAUCCUGCAGCCCCCACCUGUCACAGCAUGUGUGGCCAGUGAGGGCCACUGUACUGAUCCCCUCCCCAGAGAGACAGCUGUUACUGGCUCCGCCCCACGUCUUCCUCUGCUCUCUGGGGUGUUUCCUGGGAAGCCCUGCAGCCCACCGGGAGUACUGUCUCUCCUGCUGGGCCUGAGCCCUCUGCAUCCAUGUCCCAGCCCGAGGCCCAUGGGGGCUGCUGGCCCUGGGUCCCCACAUGGACAUGCUGGAUCUGGGCAAAGCCGACACACACAAUGGUCAACUGCUGGUUCUGCAACCAGGACACGCUGGUGCCCUACGGCAACCGCAACUGCUGGGACUGUCCCCACUGCGAGCAGUACAACGGCUUCCAGGAGAAUGGCGACUACAACAAGCCCAUCCCUGCCCAGUACCUGGAGCACCUGAACCACGUGGUGAGCAGCCUGCCCAGCCCCCGAGAGCCCGCGCAGCCGCAGCAGUGGGUGAGCAGCCAGGUGCUGCUGUGCCGCAGGUGCAACCACCACCAGACCACCAAGAUCAAGCAGCUGGCGGCCUUCACGCCCAGGGAGGAGGGCAAAUACGAUGAGGAGAUCGAGGUGUACCGCCACCACCUGGAGCAGAUGUACAAGCUGUGCCGGCCCUGCCAGGCGGCCGUGGAGUACUACAUCAAGCACCAGAACCGCCAGCUGCGUGCCCUGCUGCUCAGCCACCAGUUCCGACGACGGGAGGCGGACCAGGCCCAGAGCUUCAGCUCCUCUGCGUCCAAGGCCCCAGUCCAGGUCAUCCUGCUCCGCGCCCUGGCCUUCCUGGCCUGCGCCUUCCUGCUGAUGACGGCACUGUACGGGCCCAGCAACCCCUUCACCCUGGGGGUUGCCCUGCCCCCAGCCCUGCCAGCUGGCAGCAACGACUCGGCUGCACCAGACAACAACACUGCCCCCGGGACUGAGGGCUGGCGGCAGCUGCUGGACCUGCUGCCCGAGCACACAGGGGAGAAGCUGCUCGAGGCCUGGGCCUUCGGGCACAGCCACCAGAUGGGCAUCGUGGCCCUGGGCCUGGUCACUUGCCUGCUCGCCAUGUUGCUAGCCGGCCGCAUCAGGCUCCGGAGGAUCGACGCCUUCUCCGCCUGCCUGUGGGCCCUGCUGCUGGGGCUGCACCUGGCUGAGCAGUACCUGCAGGCGACCUCACCCAGCUGGCUGGACACACUCAAGCUCAGCACGCUGUCCCUGUGCUGCCUGGUGGGCUUCACGGCGACCGUGGCCACGAGGAAGGCGACAGGCCCACGGAGGUUCCGGCCCCGAAGGUGCUUUCCCGGAGACGCCACAGGCUUCUUCCCCACUGGCCCCAGCCUGGCCAUGCCCAGCCCGAGUGUCACGGGCUCCUCGCCGGCCCUGUUCGUCCCCACCCCACCGGGAUUCCUGCCGCUCGCCAACCAGCAGCUGUUCCGGUCGCCCCGCCGGGCCUCGCCCUCUUCGCUGCCAGGCCGCCUCAGCCGUGCCCUCUCGCUGGGCACCAUCCCUUCUCUGACUCGAGCAGACUCAGGGUACCUGUUCAGCGGGAGCCGCCCCCCGUCGCGAGUAUCUCACCCCCAGGAGGUUCCUCUUCCAGGUUACUUCUCUCUGCUGUCCGGGUGCCACCCGUCGUCCCCCCUGCCGUCCCCAGCGCCCUCCGUGGCCAGCUCCGUGGCCUCCAGCUCCGGCUCCCUGCGCCUCCGCAGACCCCUGAUCAGCCCUGCCCGGCUCAACCUGGAAGGGCAGAAGCUGCUGCUGUUCCCCAGGAGCCCUGGGGAGCUGCCCGGCACCCCCAGCAGCUCGGAGGAGCACUCCCCACACAACGGCAGCCUCUUCACCCUCGCGCCGCCCCCGCGGCCGCCCAUACCAGACAGGGACGCCAAGCUCAGCCCCGACCAGAGAGCGAGGCCGGAGAGUGGCAGCCCCUGCAGCAGCCGCUCCGUCAAGAAGGAAGAUGACUCGUCCCAGUCGUCCGCCUGCGUGGUAGACACCACCACCCGAGGGUGCUCAGAGGAGGCCACCGCCUGGAAGGGGCAACUCGGCCCCUCCCUGAUCCGAGGCCUCCUGGCCGUGAGCUUGGCUGCCAACGCUGUGUUCACCUCGGCCUAUCUGUACCAGAGCCUGCGCUGAGCUCCUGGUGCCCACGGGCGGUGCCCAAAGGCAAGCCCAUCACCACUGCCACCAGGACCCUCCGUCUCCCGGGCACGAGAGCGCCCAUCCUUAGGCACCUGCUCCUCACCCACUGCUGCCUCCUCGGCUGACAUCAGUCUCCUUUGGUGCUGACACCUCGACCCGAGGCCAGGGAUUCGGAGAUGGGCUGCCUGCCGAGGCUCCCUGCCCACCACUCAAGCCUGCCCAGAGGGAGUGCCCUGCCCACUGAGGCCACCUGGCACCAAGCCACCUCCCAGCCCCACCGAGAUGAAGAUGGCCUGGGACGAGGAGGCCCCGCCCUGCUGUGGCUCCAGGGCCCCCAGACUCCCCUCCUGCUAGGUGCACGCCUACUCCGUGACACUGGGAGCUCCCCGGCCCCUCGCUCACGCUGUCCAUGGGGACCUGGCCAGGCCCCUGACUGCACACGAGCUGUGAUCUUGGAUGACACUGGACCCCUGCCAACCCCAGCCCCUGAGGUUCCACCGUCCCCACUUUGUCCUCCUCCUGCCCUUCCCAUCUGUCAGCCCCUCAACAUCAGACGCUUGUUUCCCCCCCUCCAGGGGCUGAGGGACCCCGUCCUGGCCCAGGCUGUCUGCUCCUGGGGGCUCUGGCGCUGAGGAAGGCGGGCCGGCGUCGGGCCGGGGCAGGGUCUUCACUGUCAUUCAGGGAUAAAGUUUAUUUUAUUUUUUUACACUUCUGUCGGGCGAGGCGCUGCCUGGCCAGCAGGAUGCUGCCUGCACGUGGGUGCUGUCAAUCCCUGGCCCAGGCGUCAGUGCUGGACCCCAAGUCCCCCUGCCAGGGUGGGAUCCAGCAUGGGCAUGGCGCCUUAAUGUCCCUCUGGACAGCGCUCUGUCCUGGUUUCUACUUUCGUUUGUCGCCUAAGAAAACAAAACCCCAUCCCUGCCAUCCCGUGUCCCAGGAGGCCCUGGCGCCCUGUGGACCUGGGAGGGGCUUUUACUCAUGGUUUGUUCCCAAGAGAAAACACAACCUUAUUUUUCUUUAUAAAAGCAAAAAAAUGAAACCAAAAAACAGGCCAACCUUGGAACUGGA
Cavia porcellus (domestic guinea pig) is the source of this 3277-nucleotide messenger RNA. RefSeq names its product transmembrane protein 201 (gene Tmem201). Gene Ontology annotation, biological process: nuclear migration along microtubule. The coding region runs from base 260 to 2206 and encodes 648 amino acids. The transcript is spliced from 11 exons. Gene Ontology annotation, cellular component: nuclear inner membrane. Gene Ontology annotation, molecular function: lamin binding; actin filament binding. The record is from RefSeq and is a predicted model, not a curated record. NCBI's taxonomy places the organism in Eukaryota, Metazoa, Chordata, Mammalia, Rodentia, Caviidae.